This is a messenger RNA of Patiria miniata (bat star), 2203 nucleotides long. RefSeq names its product E3 ubiquitin-protein ligase TRIM50-like. The transcript is spliced from 2 exons. The record is from RefSeq and is a predicted model, not a curated record. Bases 4 to 1752 code for a protein of 582 amino acids. Gene Ontology annotation, biological process: positive regulation of DNA-templated transcription. Gene Ontology annotation, molecular function: zinc ion binding; ubiquitin-protein transferase activity. Gene Ontology annotation, cellular component: nucleoplasm; chromatin. NCBI's taxonomy places the organism in Eukaryota, Metazoa, Echinodermata, Asteroidea, Valvatida, Asterinidae.
AAAAUGGCUACAGCUCUUGAGAAGAUAAGUAACCAUCUUGUGUGUGGCAUAUGUCAGGAGAAAUACAAGCGGCCCAAGGUGCUGGACUGCCAACACAGUUUUUGCGAGACAUGUCUGGAGAAAUACUACACUAGCAGGCAUGCAGGUCAGCCUAAAAUUCCUUGCCCUGUAUGUCGGCGGGAGACAGAACUUUCAGAGACACGCAUCCAAGGCCUGAAAACAAAUUUCCAUUUGAUGGGAAUAGUUGAGGAGGUCUCACUCCAAGAAAAGGUGGCUCGUUCAGUGGAACAAAUAUCAUCAGAUCAGUCUAAUUGCCAGAAACACAAGGACAAAGUGAAAUGGUUAUACUGUGAGACAUGUGAAGAGUUAAUCUGCCGAGCUUGUACUGUAGUAGACCACUGUAGACCAAAACAUCACUACAUUGAGUCCGGAGAGGCUUCUCUCAAAUACAAACAGUCACUAAAAGAUAAGUUACCGGAUAUCACCACAGACAUCAAAAGACUUGAACAAUGUUUGGCCAAUUUAUCACAAGCUAAGCAGAAGUUUACACAGAACGUCACAAAGACUGUGAAAACUGUGCAAGAUAAAGCGGAUCAAAUGAGAGCUGAGAUAACAACUCAAGAAACAAAGAUGAUUGAAGAAAUCAAACAACUCCAGCAGGAUCGCAACAGAACAUAUGAUGAGCAUCAGUCAACACUGACAAUGAUGCUUGAAAGUAAACAACAUUCCUUCAGUACAGCUCAGGAUGUCAUAAACACUGCAUCAGACACUGAUUUGCUUUCCCUCUAUCCUAUCAUCAGCAAAGACUUGAAAUCACUCAAGGGUCAAAAUCCUCCCCAGAUUGAUCCCAAGCUUUCAUAUCUGAGCUUCACCCCAGGUCAGAGGAUUGGUGACAUCAAUCUGGGCAAGCUUGAGGUGGAAGCAGUCAAGUGGAAGAUGUGUCGUACGUUUUGUAAAGCUAAAAAGGGACCUCGUUCAGUAAAAGAGUUCCAUGGGACUCUAGAUAUUACUGCUACUCAACCUGGUGAGAUUGCUGUGGCAGAUUCUUGGAACGACCGAGUGGUCAUCUGCAGCAAUGAGGGACAACGCAAGGGAACCAUUCCCCUAAAAUCAAAUCCACUGGCAGUUGCAGCCAUCCACAAUCCUGAGCAACGCUUACAUGUGUUGGAAGCUGGAAGCAAGUAUGUCAAGGUGUUCAACAUGAAGGACAACACUCUUGUAAAGCAGUUCCCAACAGUACCCAAGCAUCAGGUAAACAAGACAGAAAUGGACCUACAGAGUCUAGCCGUAAAAAAUAGUACAUGUACAAUCGUAGUGGGUGAUAUCAAGAGAAUGGUGUGGACUGAACACAAACCCACUGAUGGUGAGAUCCUACACACAAUACCAGUGCAGACUCCACCUUACUACCUGGCUGUUGAUGACGACACCGAUAGAGUUGUGGUAAGUGGAUGGGACACAAAGAAAGUGGACAUAGCAGAUAGCAAAGGUAGAACAAAUGCCACCAUCCAGCCAACCAUUAAUGGUAAGCCAGUGGAGUACUGCCUUGGUGUAUGCUGUGACAGCUCAGGCAUCUACCUUGCAGUGCGCCAAGUUGUGCCUGGCACUGGUCAUAUUCACCACUAUGACCUAGAUGGCAGGUUUCUUGAUUGCCUGGCUCAGGGUCUGUAUGCCCCACGUGGAAUCACAUUCACAUCAAAUGGGCAGCUGGCAGUGACUGACUGGAAUUCAAUCAAGAUGUAUCACAAGGUGUGAUGUCAUCCAACAUGACAUUGACUAGCAAUCAUCAUCAUCCCAAUAGCAAAUGUUGAGGAUGAAAUUGUCCAGUCAUUACAGCACCAAUCAACAUUCAUGUCCCACUCAUAUCACAUCUCUCCUCAAAAAUCCAAACUGCCAGAUCCCUCUGAUGUGAACCAUUUUACCAUACAAAUUCUUAAAUAAACUGUGCAUCAAUUACAUUUUGUUACUAUACAAAGUCUCAAUAAACAGUGUAUUGACUACAGUUACACUUGACUUGAUUGGGAUAAUUUGUUUUAAUCGUACAUGUACAAUGGCUCGAACCUGAAUUAAAUGGUAAAUUUGAAAGGAGAGGGGAGUUUAGUGGGUGUUGAGGUGUUUGAAUGUAAUGACCCCCGCCUCCUCAACCCAACACCCCUCCCUCACCCAGUACAUGGAUUGCCAUAAAUCUAUCCAACACUUACCAACU